AUGUAUGGUGGUGCUGGAGGCUCCCGGGUCCUCAUCUCCAGUGUGAGUGCUCCGAGAAGCUUCUCCUCUGCUGGUGCAGGGUUUUCUGCUGCAGGAGAUAGCUUCAACCUGAGUGAUGCCAUUGGUAUCUCCGACAAUUCAAAGAUGACCAUGCAAAACCUGAAUGACCGUCUGGGUACUUACCUGGAAAAGGUGCGCAAACUGGAGAAGAUCAACAGUGACUUGGAGCACAAGAUCAGAGAGUUCUUGGAUUGCAAGACCAAACAUGAGGGUCAGGAUUUCUCUGCAUAUGAGGCCAACAUCCAUGAUCUGCAAGACCAGAUAUUAGAUGCUACCCGUACAAAUGGAGCUCUCUACCUGGCAAUUGAUAAUGCCAAAUUGGCUGCUGAUGACUUCAAGGUCAAGUAUGAGAAUGAGCUGGCCAUGCGUCAGAGUGUGGAUGCUGACGCUGCAGGGCUGAAGAGGGUCCUGGAUGAACUGACUCUGGGAAGAUCUGAUUUGGAGAUGCAGAUUGAGGGCCUGAUGGAUGAACUCGCCCAACUUAAGAAGCACCAUGAGGAGGAUCUGUUGAAUCUGCGGGGGCAGAUGAGUGGUCAGGUGAACGUGGAGGUGGAUGCUGCUCCUCAGCAGGAUUUGUCUGCCAUCAUGGCUGGAAUCAGAGAACACUAUGAGACUGUUGCUACGAAAAACGGCAAAGAAUUGGAGGCUUGGUUCCAGGCCAAGUCUGAGUCACUCAAUAAGGAGGUUGCUGUGAGCACAGAAUCUCUUCAGUCAUCACAAUCUGAGGUCACAAUGGUGAAACGCUCACUGCAUGAUCUGGAGAUUGAGCUCCAGUCACAGCUCAGCAUGAAAGCAUCCCUGGAAGGAACCCUUGCUGAUACCCAGAACAAAUAUGCCAACAUGCUAGCAGGUUACCAGAGAAAUGUAACUGCUAUGGAAGACCAGCUGGGUCAGUUGAGAGCUGACCUGGAGCGUCAGAGACAUGAGUACCAGGUACUGCUGGACACUAAGACCAGGCUGGAGAAGGAGAUUACAGAGUACAGGAGGCUGAUCGAUGGAGAGCUGUCAAAAUAAGGUAACCAGUCCAUAAUGGGUCGAUACUGGGAUUUUAUCAGUAAAUGAUCGGUGUCAUACU
Monopterus albus (swamp eel) is the source of this 1135-nucleotide messenger RNA. RefSeq names its product keratin, type I cytoskeletal 13-like. The record is from RefSeq and is a predicted model, not a curated record. Lineage: Eukaryota; Metazoa; Chordata; Actinopteri; Synbranchiformes; Synbranchidae. Gene Ontology annotation, cellular component: cytoskeleton. Gene Ontology annotation, molecular function: structural molecule activity. Bases 1 to 1074 code for a protein of 357 amino acids. The transcript is spliced from 6 exons.